GCCAAAGAGCUCUGACGAUCAUCCCAGGUGUUCUGCGGGAUGGGGAGGAAUCAGGAGCUGUUGGAUGCCUUGAGCAAAACCAUAAGUGAUGCCGAGGGCCGUGAGAUCUCCGUGUCAAGGUCACGCUUCUCAAGUGGUUGAGAUCUCCAUGCUUUCCAUGCUGUUGCAGCUGUGGCGGCCAUGGCAGCUUCUUCAGUGGAGGCGGCGCCUCAACGUGCAGUGUGCAAGACGAAAACACCGGACAGAAGUCAGUUGGGAUGCUGGACGGACGCACGACGCAUACGACCAUCCAUCUGAUCUGCUGUUGUCCUGUGUGCCAGGUAUUUCGUGAAGGUGGGCAGCACUCGGCAGUACGACAUGCUCAAGGCCGAGUACAUUGGCGUGCGUGAGAUGUACAACACCAAGACAAUCCGCGUACCGAAGGCCAUCGGUCACGGCAGCACCGCCACACAGGCCUACGCCGUCUUCGAACACCUCAAUCUAUCGGGCUCUCGACGGGUGAGCAGGGCAGGAGAGGUCGUGAAUGAAGGCGACACCAUCUCUGCCAUGCCUCUGUGUGUGUGUGGUCGUCAGGGCGGUCGUGCGUAUGAGAUGGGCGAGAAGCUGGCGGCCAUGCAUCGGCACACCUCCGCCAACGGAUGCUUCGGCUUCGACAUACCCAACACAUGCGGCGUGACACCCCAGCCCAACGAAUGGACAGAGAGGUACAUAGCCGCACACGCAGAGAGAGGCAGUCAAGCCACGAAGCCGGUGCACCGACCGCUGUGCAGCUGGCCGGUGUUCUUCGACACGUAUCGACUGCACAAUCUGUUCGAGAGGCUGCGCAAGAAGAGGGGCAUCACAUUCGCCAAGGAGGAGGAGGUGGGUGGUUCGGUGGGUAGAUUGGCGGCCUCUUCAAUGAACUAGAGUGUCUGGUGUUCUUGCUCAGGUUCGUUCCAAGAUCAAGUCAGUUCUGGAGGACCAUGUAGCCAAACACAACCCGCCUGCAUCACUUGUGCAUGGUGGGUUGUCAGCAGCCCUCCACACGUAUGUCAACGCCUGCCUGCCAUCUUUGCGUGCGGUCAGGUGACCUGUGGACGGGCAACGCCGGGUUUCUCGACACCGGCGAGGGCUGCAUCUACGACCCAGCGUGUGCAUACUGCGACCGCGAGUACGACCUCGCCAUGACCCACCUCUUUGGGUCGCUCCCCCGCCCCUUCUAUGAGGGGUAUGAGAAGGCGUGGCCGCUUCCAAAGGAUGGACAGCAGCAGCGGCAGGAGAUCUACAACCUGUGAGCCAGUCAAUUCUGUGCAUGCGUGAUGUCAUGGGGGGGGCGUGAUGUGUGCAGGUAUCACGUGCUGAAUCAUGCGCUGGUGUUUGGCGGGGGCUACGUCCAGCAGGCGGAGGCGAUGAUGGACGAGAUACUCACCUACUGAUGACUGAGUGAGUGGUUUUACGAGCCGUGUGCGUGUGUGUGUGGUGCUGUUUUCUCCCCUUCUGCUACUCGGCCCGAAGGUCAGCUCCUUUCAGGAGACGAGCACACUCCUGCAGAGCACUUGCCUUUGGGUCCGGUAGGACAAGGGGAGAGGGAGUACGAGCACACGCGAAGCGAAGGGGUGUCUCGUCCCGGUGGGGUUGGUUCUGUGAGUGGCUAGUACAUGAACGCCUUGUACUGAGUCAUUCAUGUGGACCGACAGACUCUGGGAUCGUUCGAUGAGUGGCUGGUGCCGUGGGGGUGCGAUGGAGCUACAAAAGAGUAUCGGUGCGAUGGACCUUUUCAUUGUACACUUCUGUCCAUUGACCAUCCAGCG
Molecule: messenger RNA, 1790 nt
Organism: Vitrella brassicaformis
Lineage: Eukaryota; Vitrellaceae
Source: the annotation of a GenBank genome assembly